Rosa chinensis is the source of this 861-nucleotide messenger RNA. RefSeq names its product caltractin. Gene Ontology annotation, molecular function: calcium ion binding. The record is from RefSeq and is a predicted model, not a curated record. Gene Ontology annotation, biological process: mitotic cell cycle; centriole replication. Gene Ontology annotation, cellular component: centriole; centrosome. Lineage: Eukaryota; Viridiplantae; Streptophyta; Magnoliopsida; Rosales; Rosaceae. The coding region runs from base 137 to 646 and encodes 169 amino acids. The transcript has 7 exons.
AUUAAAAUCUCCAAAACAGGUCCUUUCCCAAACAUAGAUCUUAAAACGAAGUUUCUGAGCUUCUUGGGGAAGGGAGAUCAGGGUCAUCAACAAUACACAAGUUUCUUCCACUUUCCUAUUCAACGCGUCGCGCGAAAUGGCAAGCCUCUAUGGAGGGCCUUCUAGGAAAGAGAAACCUAGAGCGAGACAUCAUGGGUUAAAUCAGCAAAAGAGGCAAGAGAUUAAGGAAGCCUUCGAGUUGUUCGACACUGAUGGCUCAGGCACUAUUGAUGCCAAAGAGUUGAAUGUUGCCAUGAGGGCUCUUGGAUUCGAGAUGACAGAAGAGCAAAUUAACCAAAUGAUUGCAGAUGUUGACAAGGACGGAAGUGGUGCCAUUGAUUUUGAUGAGUUUGCUCACAUGAUGACAGCCAAAAUCGGGGAACGGGACACAAAGGAGGAACUCAUGAAAGCAUUCCAUAUCCUUGACCAAGAUAACAAUGGCAAGAUAUCUACUUUAGACAUUAAGAAGAUUGCAAAAGAGCUGGGUGAGAAUUUCACUGAUAGAGAUAUUCAAGAGAUGGUCGAGGAAGCAGACCGAGACCGUGAUGGAGAAGUCAGUGCUGAGGAGUUCAUCAGGAUGAUGAAGAGAACAACAUAUGGCUAUUAGAAGAGUCUAAGUAGCUUUCACCCUUCUGCUUGGUGUUGAGAGCCUGAUCCCAUCCAUAUAUAUGUGUUGUAUUUAUAGCAAAAAAUGACCGAUAGUCUCAGACACAUGCUGUUUCAGACAUUUUAUCUGUACAAUUAUGAUCUCAGACAUGAUGCUUUAGAGCUCGUUUUCCCCAACGCUGUAGGAUAUUUGGAAUAUAGCUCCCAUCUUUGAUA